CACCCUUCCCAUCUCCCACGGCCGCCCAUCAAAUCCCGUCAUUCUCGAACGUUGGCACCUUGUUGAGCACGUCGAACGGCUGCUCGACCUUCGCCCUCCAUGGCCAUCGACUCGACAACAACCCAGAGCUAUAAGCAGCUCAAAGAGGACUUUGUCUCAAACCUGUCAGGAGGAUCCGUCUCGGAAAUCGCACAAGUCUGCGCCGUAGCACCUGUCGUUUCGCUCGUUUGGUCCGUCCUCCAAGCUCGACAAUCCUUUUUCAGGCCCUACACACCACUAGGCUAUGCUAUCGACUUUCUCCUCAACGUUGGCGCUCUCCUGCUCUCAGUGACGCUAUACUCCUCCGCGCCCCUGCUCCUUAACCUGCUUCUCCUCACAGUCGCCGCCUUUGUCUAUCUCGUUCCCGCUCAUACCCGAAAGAAGAAGCCCCAGCUUCCUCCCAAUGCCCAGUCCAAGAAGAGCUCCUCGGAGCAACCGCUUGGGGUCCUCUCCACCAAGCCCUUCUUGACCAACUACCGCGGCAACAUGCUUAUCGUCACCUGUAUCUGCAUCCUUGCCGUUGAUUUUCGUCUGUUCCCCCGCCGCUUCGCCAAGGUCGAGACAUGGGGCACUUCGCUGAUGGACAUGGGCGUGGGCUCCUUCGUAUUUUCGGCCGGCGUUGUCGCUUCACGGCCGGUCCUCAAGGAGCGCGCCGAGGGCAAGGCCGCACCCCUGCGCACCCGCCUCAAGAAAUCGCUGCGCCACUCUCUGCCGCUCCUCGUGCUGGGCUUCAUCCGCCUGCUGAGCGUCAAGGGGCUGGACUACGCUGAGCAUGUGACAGAGUACGGCGUGCACUGGAACUUCUUCUUCACCCUGGGCUUCCUACCACCUUUCGUCGCCUUGUUCCAGUCCGCGCUCAAGGUUCUUCCCUCGUACGCUGGCCUGGCCCUCCUGUUGGGCGUGGUGUAUCAGGUGCUUUUGGAGACCACUUCGCUAAAGGCCUACAUCCUGACCGGACCGCGAAAUGAUCUCUUGUCUAUGAACAGGGAAGGCAUCUUCAGCUUCUUUGGUUAUCUAGCCAUCUUUCUUGCCGGCCAAGACACUGGCAUGCUCGUUCUUCCGCGGAGCUUGAGCCGCAGCAUCAGCGGCAGCAACAACAAGACUAGCGGCACCGUUCAACGUAGGUCUCUCCUGCUCAACAUGACCGGUUGGUCCCUCGUCUGGAUAGCUCUCUACUUCUUCGCGACCGACUACAAGUACGGCUUUGGCCUGUCCGUGUCCCGCCGCAUGGCCAACCUGCCGUAUAUGCUCUGGGUGGCCGCCUCCAACGCCGUCCUGCUUCUCGCCUUUUACCUUGUGGAUGCGCUGCUUUUCCCUUCCUUCUACAGCGCUCAAGAUGUCAAGACCGAAAAGGAGCUAUAUGACAUGGCAACGAGCAAGGUGCUGAGGGCGUAUAACCGGAAUGGGUUAGCCAUCUUCUUGCUGGCAAACCUGUUCACGGGACUGGUCAAUAUGACGGUGCCAACGCUUGAUGUCGGCCGGGUGGCGACGGUAGGGAUAUUGGUUGCAUACAUGGGUGCUUUGACGGCGGUGGCGGUUGGGUUGGAUGAGUACAAUGUUACUAUCAAGCUGUGAGAAUAGUGUGAGGUGAUUGUCCGUGAGGUUGGUCACAUUUUGCGAUGCCCUCAAAAAUGAGGAAUCAUACUCAAUUGGACAACCCAUUCGACGAAAAUAAAACUAUCACUGUGGCCUCUC
Neurospora hispaniola is the source of this 1734-nucleotide messenger RNA. Its product is annotated as GWT1-domain-containing protein. NCBI's taxonomy places the organism in Eukaryota, Fungi, Ascomycota, Sordariomycetes, Sordariales, Sordariaceae. The transcript is spliced from 2 exons. Gene Ontology annotation, cellular component: membrane; endoplasmic reticulum. Gene Ontology annotation, biological process: GPI anchor biosynthetic process; protein localization to plasma membrane. The coding region runs from base 100 to 1614 and encodes 504 amino acids. The record is from RefSeq and is a predicted model, not a curated record. Gene Ontology annotation, molecular function: glucosaminyl-phosphatidylinositol O-acyltransferase activity.